UUUUCCUUGUCUUCUUUCUCGGUGCUUCCCCUCUUCCUUUUCUCCGUCACCUUCCCUCAUAUCCCCCGGUCUUCGUGUGAACGCCGCUACCUUUCUCUCAUUGCUGCCAUAUAGGCAUCUGCCCACCCUUCUUGUCACUUUCUUUCACUGUGCGGAGACCAUCACACAGUCUAUCCUCAGUAGCCAUGGCUGAUGGCUUCGUGGACGCCUCGCGCGUCGAGGCCCCAGUCACCCUCAAGACUUACUUGAUGUGUGCCUUUGCGGCUUUUGGUGGUAUCUUCUUCGGUUAUGACUCGGGUUAUAUCAGCGGUGUCAUGGGGAUGAGAUACUUCAUCGAGGAGUUUGAGGGCUUGGACUAUAACACUACCCCCACAGAUUCCUUCGUCCUCCCGUCCUGGAAAAAAUCGUUGAUCACGUCGAUCCUCUCGGCUGGAACCUUCUUUGGUGCCCUCAUUGCGGGUGACUUGGCAGACUGGUUUGGUCGUCGCACUACCAUUGUCAGUGGUUGUGUGGUCUUCGUCGUUGGUGUUGUCCUGCAGACCGCUUCGACCUCCUUGGGUCUGCUAGUUGCCGGGCGUCUGAUCGCGGGAUUCGGUGUUGGCUUUGUCUCCGCCAUUAUCAUCCUGUACAUGUCUGAAAUUGCACCUCGCAAGGUUCGCGGUGCUAUUGUCUCAGGGUACCAGUUCUGCAUCACUAUCGGGCUCAUGUUGGCCUCAUGCGUCGACUACGGUACUGAGAACCGUCUCGACUCGGGCUCCUACCGUAUCCCAAUCGGCCUUCAGCUCGCCUGGGCUAUCAUCUUGGGAGGUGGUCUGCUCUGCCUGCCCGAGUCCCCUCGUUACUUUGUUCGCAAGGGUAACCUGGUCAAGGCUGCGGAGGUCCUUGCCCGCGUUCGUGGCCAGCCCCAAGACUCGGACUAUAUCAAGGAUGAGCUGGCUGAGAUCGUGGCAAACCAUGAGUACGAGAUGCAGGUGAUCCCGGAAGGUGGAUACUUCGUCAGCUGGAUGAACUGCUUCCGCGGCAGUCUGUUCUCUCCCAACAGCAACCUUCGUCGGACAGUCCUGGGUACGUCCCUGCAGAUGAUGCAACAGUGGACCGGUGUCAACUUUGUCUUCUACUUUGGAACGACCUUCUUCCAGUCGUUGGGAACCAUCGAUGACCCCUUCCUCAUCAGCAUGAUUACCACUAUCGUCAACGUCUGCUCAACCCCUGUCUCCUUCUACACGAUUGAGAGGUUUGGCCGCCGUUCGCUCCUUUUGUGGGGAGCACUUGGCAUGGUCAUCUGCCAGUUCAUUGUCGCUAUCGUCGGCACUGUGGACGGCAGCAACAAGCACGCUGUCAGCGCAGAGAUUUCCUUCAUCUGCAUUUACAUCUUCUUCUUCGCUAGUACGUGGGGCCCGGGCGCCUGGGUUGUGAUUGGCGAAAUCUUCCCCCUGCCUAUUCGGUCGCGAGGUGUGGCUCUGUCGACGGCUUCAAACUGGCUGUGGAAUUGCAUUAUCGCUGUCAUUACCCCCUACAUGGUUGACAAGGAUAAGGGUGACCUCAAGGCCAAGGUAUUCUUCAUCUGGGGCUCACUGUGCGCCUGCGCUUUUGUGUACACGUACUUCCUGAUCCCGGAGACCAAGGGUCUCACUCUUGAGCAGGUGGACAAGAUGAUGGAAGAGACCACGCCCCGUACCUCGGCCAAGUGGAGACCGCAUGGCACCUUUACGGCCGAGAUGGGUCUUACUGCGAAUGCUGUGGCCGAAAAGGCUACUGCGGUUCACCAGGAGGUGUGAGAGACGGGAUGUCAGUUUCGACAGUGGUUUGCUGCUGACGACGAGUUGGUGGGUCUGCAUACAGAAGGGUAUGCUCGGUUACUAUUAUGAUUAAUCUGUCCUGCUUAUUUCUGUUUACUUUACGUUAGUGAUAGCUAAGUAA
This is a messenger RNA of Aspergillus eucalypticola CBS 122712, 1920 nucleotides long. RefSeq names its product sugar porter family MFS transporter. The record is from RefSeq and is a predicted model, not a curated record. Gene Ontology annotation, biological process: transmembrane transport; carbohydrate transport. NCBI's taxonomy places the organism in Eukaryota, Fungi, Ascomycota, Eurotiomycetes, Eurotiales, Aspergillaceae. Gene Ontology annotation, molecular function: carbohydrate:proton symporter activity. Gene Ontology annotation, cellular component: membrane. The coding region runs from base 186 to 1778 and encodes 530 amino acids. The transcript has 5 exons.